Messenger RNA from Oncorhynchus keta (chum salmon), 2875 nucleotides. RefSeq names its product arg8-vasotocin receptor-like. Gene Ontology annotation, cellular component: membrane. The transcript is spliced from 2 exons. NCBI's taxonomy places the organism in Eukaryota, Metazoa, Chordata, Actinopteri, Salmoniformes, Salmonidae. The coding region runs from base 1063 to 2346 and encodes 427 amino acids. Gene Ontology annotation, biological process: G protein-coupled receptor signaling pathway; regulation of systemic arterial blood pressure by vasopressin; positive regulation of vasoconstriction. Gene Ontology annotation, molecular function: peptide binding; vasopressin receptor activity. The record is from RefSeq and is a predicted model, not a curated record.
UCUCAAUUAUGGUAAUAACUUCUUGUAUAUACAACUUGCAUCCUUGACAAAGUUAUAUUAUAUUCUACUCAAUCCAUAGGCUUCAUUAAUGUCAUUCAGACUGUUUUGAAGUUGAUACAACUGGCUACGAUAGCUGAGGUUCAUAGCUAGGUUCUGAACUAAUAUGUAUACCAAACGUCUGGGUCUAUACACAGAUCGGCUAGAUAGCUAGCUACACAUCCAUAGACAUACAGGUAUUUGUUCCAUCACUGCACACUAAGCAAGAAUAUAGCUAGCUAGCUACGUUGUUAAAUCUAUCUGCAUUGCAUGCUUACAAAAUUGUAUACAUCCACUGUUUCACAAGACGACAGAUAAAGCCCCCCUAAAAUAGGCCUAGCGACGUCCCUGGUCAACACAAUGUGGAAAAGUCCCUCUGGCAUCACAGUAAUAUGAUAAACAUCACAGAAAAACGUUACAUGACAUCAGAACAUCUUCAUCAUCUUCAUAAUAUAAUAAUAAUAAUAAUCAUCUCAAAUACAAAAAUGUAUCACUUUACAUGUUUAAAAAAGAUUGUUGUUACCUUUUCAAAAAUAAUUCUUAGAGGUAUGGUAAGUAAAUGGAUAUGGAAUACUGACCAGUAGCGCACAUUGUGAAUAUUUACCCACGAAUUGCACCAUUCGUUAUUGGGCUUUGUAGUACAGAAUCUGGAGACAUUUACAAUGUAAAACAUCGGUGUGUUCCCUAUUUACUUGCAAGUGGUAACGACUCUUUCAGAGAAAUUCCACCCAUGCAAACAAUAAUGUUUGCCGUACAUGUUGUUUCUCUCUGCUGUUGUUUUUGUGUCCUAGGCUCUUUAGAGGCUGUUUGUGGUCUCUGGGGUAUACAAUUAUUUAAAAAGGGUUGGUGGCGACUGCGCACAGAUACAGUUUCACACCAUGAAGUGCUCCACAUCUUUGCCAAGCCAACACAAAUGUUGGUCUGUGCGCAAAGAGCGAGUUUACGUAGACGAUAGACUAAGAAUUGCUCAAAUUUAAAGCUAGGUGGCAGCAGGUGAUCGUGCGCGCGGAUUGGUUCAGGAAACUCAUGCACUUCUCCGGAGACGCAUUCUUCCCUUCAGAGAGCUCACUCACCCUCAUGGAAGAAAAUGUGAACAUAGCCUUCGACCCCACCGGCAAGCCGGGGACGAUGGAGGACCCUGGGAACGACACAGGCACUUUUGGGAACUCCAGCGACCCGUUUGGCCGGAACGAGGAGGUCGCCAAGAUCGAGAUCACGGUGCUUAGCGUGACAUUCUUCGUGGCUGUGGUGGGGAACCUGAGCGUGCUGCUGGCCAUGUACAUGAGCCGACGGAAGCCCUUGCGCAUGCACCUGUUCAUGAAACACCUGAGCCUCGCGGACUUGGCUGUGGCCUUUUUCCAGGUGUUGCCGCAGCUCUGUUGGGAGGUCACCUUCCGCUUCUACGGGCCUGACCUUCUGUGUCGUAUCGUCAAGCACCUGCAGGUGCUAGGGAUGUUCGCGUCCACCUACAUGACGGUGAUGAUGACGCUGGACCGCUACAUCGCAAUCUGUCACCCGAUGCAGAACAUUCACCAGCCCACGCAGCGCGCCUAUAUGAUGAUCGGGGUCACCUGGGUGUGUAGUCUUGCCCUGAGCAUGCCCCAGUAUUUCAUCUUCUCACUGAGCGAGGUCCGCCCGGGCUCGGCCGUGUAUGACUGCUGGGGACACUUCAUCCAGCCGUGGGGUGUGCGCGCCUACAUCACCUGGAUCACCGUGGGCAUCUUCCUCGUGCCCGUGGCCGUGCUCAUGCUCUGCUACGGCUUCAUCUGCCGAUCCAUCUGGCUGAACAUAAAGUACAAGACCCAGAAGAGCACGAUUGCGAUGGCACUUGUGACCAAGAAUAGGCUGAUCGGAAAGAGUUCAGUCAGCAGCAUCACCACAAUCUCGCGCGCCAAGCUGCGAACAGUGAAGAUGACGUUCGUGAUCGUGCUGGCGUACGUGGUGUGCUGGGCUCCGUUUUUCACCGUACAGAUGUGGUCGGUGUGGGAUGAGAGCUUCUCGUGGGAUGACUCCGAGAACACCGCAGUCAUCAUCUCAGCUCUGCUGGCCAGUCUGAAUAGCUGCUGUAACCCGUGGAUCUACAUGAUCUUCAGCGGCCACCUCCUCUCUGACAUGGUCCACUGUCUGCCGUGCUGCCGGAGGCUGUUCCACAGGUUCGGCCAUCAGGACUCGAACAGCAGCAUCCGCCACACCACACUCCUGACCCGGGUACCACUCCCGGGCCCUACCCCGGCGGAGCUCAGAGAAAAGCUCUUGCAAAGAUUGCAUUCACCACUCCCACAGGAACUGUCAAUCCCGAUGGAUUCUUGACCGCGUGCUCGCACUAAACACUGUCCAUAUGGUUCAGUUUAUGUGCCACAGCGACGACGGCUGUCGUAGGUUUUAGGGGGAGGCUUAAUGGAAACAAUGUGAACAGAGUCAGUGCAUCCAUCUGUCCUGGAGAUUGUGUUUCUGCUCAGAGAGGUAUUCAACGCUCAUCAAUCCGUCAGUGGAAAUGUGGCAGGCUAUAACUAGGAUAUCCUGUCUCUUCUUGCUAAAUGUGAACUGACACAUUCAGGAAGCAUCUAAAACACUCUAAUAUGUAUGCUCUUACAGGCUCUUAUGGGCCCAGACUCAUGCAGCGAUCAGAAUCGUUGCCAUUAACCAGUCAUUCCAAAUGAACCGAGAGGUCAGGUCUGUCAGUAUGUGUUGUUCAGUAACUCAUCAUAUGCCUAAUAUAUGGUAAUUGCAAUUUUUAAAUGACAGGUUGACUGCGACUUGAUGAUUGUGUGGUUAUGUUUAGGUUUACAGUACAUUGUCCCAUUAAAAAUGUUUAUAUAUUUUUUUUUAACGGUUGAAU